Molecule: messenger RNA, 1215 nt
Organism: Diaporthe amygdali
Lineage: Eukaryota; Fungi; Ascomycota; Sordariomycetes; Diaporthales; Diaporthaceae
Exons: 1
Coding region: 1-1215 (404 amino acids)
Source: RefSeq, a predicted model, not a curated record
AUGGGUACUCUUACUCCUCCACGUCAAUUCCAUGGACCGCAGGGAUGGACCAGGAUGUACUCCAGCGGUAGAAGAUACGAGUCGGUGGUCGUUGGUGCUGGCGCUGGAGGUAUUGGUGUUGUUGGAAACCUACUCGAGGUGCAGAAGGGCCCGAUAUUGUGGGCUGACGAGUUGUUCGAUGGUGGACGACUUAACAAACAUUACCGGGAGGUGCCUUCGAACACCAAAGCCAAAUUCUUCACCAAAUACGCCGAGGGAGUUGAGGCAUUCAGGAAUAUUGCCAAAGAGACCCCUGAACCCAACGCGAUGAGCCAUCUCCUCAGCUUGGACCCGGAGAAGACAUGUCACAUAGCACAAGCUGCAGACUUGUGUCUGAUGUUAACAAAUGGGCUGGAUGAACAAAAAGGGGUGUCAAAACACCAAGGCAGAGUCACUGAUGCGGCAUGGUCAAACUCAACUUGGAGCGUUUCCGUCUCAACAUCCAGCAGCACUUCACCCACACAAUUCGAUGCCAGCAGACUCGUUUUCUGUACCGGCUCCUCACCCAUCAGCGGUCCUCUCCCUGUCACUCACCUUCAGGAAGUCCACCUCGACACCGCCCUCUCACCCACACUCCUAUCCAAGACCCUCCCCACCGACCAGCCCACGCAGAUCGGCGUGAUCGGCGCCUCCCACUCUGCCAUCCUCGUCCUACGUAAUCUAUCUCGCCUAGCAACCAGCACCCAUCCCCAGCUGCGUAUCAAAUGGUUCACCCGCCACCCUCUCCGUUACGCUGAGGAGCGCGACGGCUGGAUCCUGCGGGACAACACGGGCCUCAAAGGCGAGGUUGCCACCUGGGCGCGCGAGAACUUAGAAGAGCAAGUCCUCUCUUCAUCAUCCGUUUCAGGCCACCUCGUCAAGAUCGCGACGAGCCAUGGCGACGAGACGGAGACGUACAAGCGCGAAUUGGCAGACUGCACUCAUGUGUGCCAGGCCAUCGGCUACAAGCCUGAGAAGCUGCCUGAGCUGCGGGUUGAGGGCCGGAAGGUGACGCCCAAGUUUGACAACACGACGGGGUCAUUCGUCGACGCGGAGUCCGGAGACAAAAUACCGGGCCUCUUUGGUGCUGGUAUUGCGUUUCCCCAGCGGGUUGUUGAUCCGGAGGGCAACGUGGAGUAUGCCGUGGGGUUAUUCAAGUUCAUGAACUUUUUGAAAAAGGUAGUGCCCGAGUGGUAG